AUGGUUCACAAACAGCUUUUCAUCAACAAUGAGUACGUCGAUGCCACGUCUGGCGAUACUGUGAGCAUCUACAACCCGCACGACGAGAGUCUUGUCGCCGAUGGGAUCCAAGUAGCUUCGCAAGAAGACGUCGACAAGGCCGUAUCCGCCGCUCGUACCGCGUUCAAAGGCGAAUGGUCGAAAUGGACACCUCAGCAGCGUAGCGAAGCGAUGCUGAGGUUUGCUGACCUUACUGAGAAGCAUGCCGACGAGCUCGCCUUGUGGGAGACGAAGAGUAUGGGUCAACCUAUCAAUGUCGCGAAGUUUGUCUAUGCUUUGUUUGGUAAGGUUUUCAGGUAUUACGCUGGCUGGACGGACAAGCUUCCCGGAGAAGCUUGGACCGAGGAUGAAGAGGGCAUGUACAAGAUCAUCCAAUACGAUCCUAUUGGUGUAUGUGCCGGCAUUGGUGCAUGGAACGGCUCUGGUAUCUUCUUCGCUUUCAAGGUCGCUGCUGCCCUAGCUGCCGGGUGUACGUUCAUCUACAAAGCCUCCGAGAAGAGCCCUGUUGGAAUACUGCAGCUUGGCGAAUUCAUCAAAGAGGCUGGCUUUCCACCUGGCGUUGUCAACAUCCUUACCGGCGAUGGCAAAGUCGGUGCUGCUUUGGCCAGCCAUAUGGACAUCAACAAGAUCUCCUUCACAGGAUCUGCUCCUGCUGGAAAGAAGGUUCAAGAGCUUGCUGCAAAGAGGCAUGUUACUCGUCGCACCUUGAAACCUCGAGCUGACCUUGUCCUUAGUAACCUCAAGCGUGUGACACUGGAGUUGGGCGGCAAGUCGCCCAGUCUUAUCUUCGCGGAUGCCAACAUCGAAAAUGCGCUUCAGCACCACAGUCAGAAUUUCCUCUUUAAUUCAGGUCAAGUCUGUGUUGCUGCAUCCCGUACAUUUGUCCACGAGGAUAUCGCGGAGAGUUUCAUCCAUGAGCUCAAGACACGAUUCGAACAACUUGCUCACACCAUGGGCCAGCCGACGGACUCGAACACGUUCCUAGGCCCACUGGCCGACGGACAACAGUUUGAGCGUGUGAUGAGCUUCCUUGAAAUUGGCAAAAAGGAAGCGGAACUCGUGACCGGAGGUGCCAGGCAGGGAGAAAACGGGUGGUACGUCCAGCCUACUAUCUUCUUGAACCCCAAGGAUGAUGCAAGGAUCUAUCGCGAGGAGAUUUUCGGUCCUGUCCUUACCAUCCGGACCUUCAAGACAGAGGAGGAGGCGAUCAAGCUAGCCAAUGAUACCAGCUUUGGCCUCUCGUCCUGCAUCUUCACAGCCUCGAUUCCGCGGGCCUUGCGCAUCGCAAAACAGCUCGAAGCCGGCAACGUGAACAUCAAUACCUCACAAGUGUUCAGCGCAAACAUACCGUUUGGCGGAGCGAAGCAGUCGGGCUUCGGACGCGAAGGUGGUCGGCUGGGUCUGAUGAACUAUGUCGAGGCAAAGACCAUCUCGAUCAAUAUGAACGCGUGA
Messenger RNA from Ascochyta rabiei, 1491 nucleotides. RefSeq names its product Aldehyde dehydrogenase (NAD(+)). NCBI's taxonomy places the organism in Eukaryota, Fungi, Ascomycota, Dothideomycetes, Pleosporales, Didymellaceae. Gene Ontology annotation, molecular function: aldehyde dehydrogenase (NAD+) activity. The transcript has 5 exons. Bases 1 to 1491 code for a protein of 496 amino acids. The record is from RefSeq and is a predicted model, not a curated record.